UUUAGGGCCAAGGAGGGUGAGUGAUUUGGUAGGCAAAGGGGCCAGUGGGGCUUCUUUUGUUUAAUUCUUUCCAAAUUAAUGUGAAGAUAAUAUUUGAUAGAAUCUUAUUGGGAAGACAAAGUGUGUGAAUCACACUCAGCAGAGUGGGAGAAAAGGUGAUGAAAUUUAAGACAGGAUUUUGGAAGGAUGAAUGAUAGCUCAGCUAGAGAAAUGAAUGAUAGUUUAGCUGCUAUUACUGAAAGACAACCUCAACGGCCUUGUGGUUGUGUGGGUAUUUUCUUUCAGCUCUUCGAUCGAAAUCGUAGAUUUACGAAGAAGCUGUUUCCAAAGAAACUGCUUUCCCCAGCUUGCUUGAAAGAAGCUUCUAAAAAGGUUGGAGGGGAUGAGAAGCAGCCAAAGCUUCGUUUGAUUGCUGAUGAGAACAGUGGGGGUUUUCCAAAUGCAAAGAAUAAUGGAAUGACCGAUACACGUUGUGAAAGCAAGCGCGAAAUGAAA
Molecule: messenger RNA, 495 nt
Organism: Capsicum annuum
Lineage: Eukaryota; Viridiplantae; Streptophyta; Magnoliopsida; Solanales; Solanaceae
Exons: 3
Source: RefSeq, a predicted model, not a curated record